AAAUUGUCAGAGGAGCGUGUUCCUUCCUGCAGCUUGGCACCCACUUCCAAACUCACAUCGUUGUUGAGAGAAUUGAGUUCCCUGUGAUUUCAGGACUGAGUUUGUUUCCUUUUUCUUGCCGGCAACCAUAAUUGCUCUCAGUUACUAGAAGUUGCCCACAUUUUUUUUUUUUUUGCACAAGCCACUUAAGGCUUCUUCUUAAGGCGACUUCUUCAAAGGCAGUGAGGAGGUAUCUUGAAUCUCUCUUACUACAUAAGAAUACAACUUAGCUUCAGUUGCUGAGAUGGACUCGUGUAACAUAAUGUAAGAGGCGUGAUGAUCCAUCUUCUGUUGGAUAGAGUAUGAAGCGUAGCAGGAUGGAAAGAACUCUGGUAAGGACUUGCUUAAUUUCUCAUACAGCCUUGGUUUGUUAGUUUGUAAAAUGGAGAGACACAGAUACAUCUAGUUCACCAAGUUAUUGGGAGAUGACAUCAUGUGACACAAAAUCUAGCAAAUCCUCCUCCUCCUUCUCACCACCACUACCAAAUUAUCAUAGCAUCACUCCCAAAAGAAUUUUAAAUAGGCACAGAUAAGAAAAGUUUUCAUCUAAACACUCAUGAAGUUAGCAGCAAAUAUGAAAUUAAAUCCAGGGGAAAAUCAUGUCACUGGUCGGUAAACUGCCUCAAGUUUAUUGUUAGGAUAAAAUGAAUGAGUACAUGUAUGUACAUUCCACAGCUUUGUACCUACCAUAUAAUAAUAUGGAAUAUGUAUAGCAAUUAUUGUUUAGAAUGACCAGCUGUAGGUACACUGAGAGAACAGCAGAUGAAUGACAGAGUGUGCUCGUAACUGAGUUAGGAAUACAGUAAGAUCAAUACUAAGAAAUGAUUAAAAAGCGUGAUGAUUGAGUCCAACUUUUACAUACCUUGAGACUCAGGACAGAUUGCAAUUGGUUUGAGCUAUAGGUAAUGAGAUGGAUUUUGUUUAGGGAGGAUGACCUGCCAAGGCUGAGGCCCAGAGACAAACUCAGCUCAAGGCUCCAAAAUAAAUGUAAGGUAUUUAUUUGGAAAUCAAAGCAAAAUGAGAAAUAUCAGUUUAAAAGUAUAAAAACUCAUACAACAGAAUUUAGAGAGGAGAACUGAUGAAUCUACCCAGAGACUUUAAACUGACUUUCAGUGUCAAAGCACCUGGAGAUCAGCCCUUUAUGGACCCAGCAGCAGGAAAUCAUGCUUAAACGCACUGGGCAAUUGCCACUCCUCUUGUCUCAAUAUGAAGAGUCCUUCCAUAAGACCUUAAGCCCCCUCCCUUGGCACAGGAGAAGUGGGCAGAAAAUAUGACCUGGGUCCUAACAGGACCAUCUGAGAGUAAAGAUGAGCCUGUUCAUCCCACAGAUUGUUCCUAAGAGCUUAGCUAAUUCCCUUCUCCUAAAUGGUGUUCUCAGGGUUGGGAAAUGGGCUGCCUUGGUAAUGAGGUCUCCUGGCGCUCUGCUGUUUGGAUUGAGGUUUCUGCCAUUGAGUCACUUGGGAGUAGUAACUGCUUUUUGGAGAGAGAGACCCAGCGUUUGGAACAGAAGAUUUGUACCUUAUUAAGAAGCCCCAAUCAGAGCUACUGCUUUGUGACCCAAAGACAAGCUUCUUUCCGGGGGUGGAGCUAUGAAAAUCUGGAGGAACUGAAUGUGACAUUUUUCUGUCCUUCACGUUCCUCUCAGACACAGGAAGACUAAGAUAGACUUCAUUUCCUUCCUCUCUUAAACACUUGUUUUUAGUUGUGACAUUUUGGGUGGUGCCCAGAGAUUGGCCAGCAAAAGGGGGAAUUUUUCUAAAACCAUAGCUCUGCUCAGUAAGGCUAGUAAGGAAAAAAAACCUAUUCCGUAAAACAGCAUAGCUCCACAAAGUGUUCUAAAGCUAUGUCAGGACUGAGUUUUAAAUGAUUUUAUGAAGGACACUGACAAAAAAUUUGGCAACAUUGUAUCACCCUAGUAAAAAAUCUGCAUCACCCAUUAUUUCAAGCAGUUCAGAUUUCCGGAAUGGUAGAUGUAACUCAGACAUGAGCACAACUCUCUAGAAGACCCCAAAGCAGGCUCCCUGGUGAGCAUCACUUCCUUAUGUACCAGGAUGGGGAAUGUUUACUAAAGCAUAAACUCAGUUGUCACAGAGCAGUGACGAUGUGUAGAAGGAAAACAUGAUCUCUCCUGGGGAAGAGUUUGGAAAUGUGGUGAAUAGUGUAAUGUAGAGAAGAGGGACAUGAAACACUUGAAAGGCCUUAAAUUGGGUCUUAUACUAAAAAUUGUUCAAGAGUCUAAGCCCCAUGAGACCAAGCAUCAUCUCGGCAGUCUUUCUUUUCUUACAACCAGCACAGUACUUUGUGACUGCGGAACACAUUGACACGCUGGAAGAAACGGUUUUGAUUAGUAAAAUCAAGCCAAAUAUUGGUUUAAGCAAAUAAAAACUACAUAGCAAGUUCUGUGUGAUUUUUUUAAAAAAUAUUUUUGGUGGAGCGGGGGGAGUUCUUUGUUUUUCAGUCCUAGGGAUUGAUCAAGGGUACUCUUCCAUUGAAUUAGAUUCCCAGUCCUUUUUAUUUUUGAGACAGGGUCUCACUAACUUCCUGAAGACUGACCUUGAAUUUGCAAUCUUUCUGCCUCAGUCUCCCAAGUCACUAAGAUUACAGGUAUGUACCACUGUGCUCACUGCACAGUGGAUUUUAAAAAUUCAGAAAACAACAGGAUAAGAUUUAUUCUCGGGGGGAAAAUAAUAAACAGUAUAUUCAUUAAGGAUUGGAUCAAGGAUCAGCCUUGUGUCGCUUUUAUUUGAAAGAUAGGAAAGGCAAUAAAAUCGCCAAAAUCAAAGAUAGUAUCUGAAUGGUGUGAUUUCUGUCCAUCUGUAUAUUCCCUGCAUUUUCUUCCUCUUAUCUUUCACUUCUCAUCUAUAUUUCCUAGAUCCCAGGUUAGUAAUCCUUCUCUUUCUAAUGCUUGGAUUGUAGCACCUUCACUCUGCACCCCUUUAUUGACUAGUCUGUUUACUGAAUUCUCACACAUUGGUGCGGCUGGAGUUUCAGAGAUAUUGGGAACUUAGAGAUGACUGAUAGUCUGGCGGUAGAGGGAGUCAGAAAUAUUCCAGGCCACAAGUAGGUAUGAGGUCUUCUAAUCACAAGGAAUCUUCUGGCGAAGAUUCGCCGGUCCUCUAGUGAAGAGAUAUCAUGUUAUAAGAAUUCUGUGCAUGAAUUUAAAAGUAUACAAAUGUAAUGGAAACUGUGAUUUACCAUUAACAUACUCUGAAUUACAAGAUAGCAAGUGACCUGGAUAUCACUUUAGGUCCUUCCUAUGUAUAUUAGUUGGAUGGGCUAUUCUGAUCCACGGGAGAAGUAAAAUAUUGGCUGUUAUCCAGAAGGGGAUUAGAGACAAAACUGAAAAUUGCAUUCUUCCUAAUCCAUAGCUGUGUUACAAAGAAAGUGUGAGCAACAGUAUAUGAAUCCAAUCAAUGCACUUCAGAGAGGUUUUUUAAAAGUCAUGAAAAAAAUCCAUAUGCGAGAGUGGAAGGUAAAUGAUGAAAUUUUAAAAAAACCAAGGCUCAAGUAAUCAAAGGAUUGUUUACAAUCUAAGAGUGUUAAAAUGAAUCCCCUAACUCCACUCCUAUUCUGCUCCUAUUACAAAUUUAAGCUGGCUCAUUUAUGAAAAAUAAAAAGGAAUAACCACUCAUAAAAUCUAUUAUUUUAUAAGGAUUUCCAACAUGUAAAGCACCAGGUCAGAUUCUUUAAAUACAUUAACCUAUUUAAUUCUCUUGGCAACUCAGUGUUUUAUUACUAUAAUCAAUUUAGAAAUGAGUUUAAUAUUGUGCUUAAAAUUUUGAAGAGCUAUUGAAGAAACUUGGGGUUGCUGCAUGAAUAGAUUUUUUUUUUUUGAAAGAUUACAAUGACAAGAGUACUUCAGUAGCAAGGUACCUGAAGUGAGAAGUGUGAGUUAGGGGACCAUCACAUUAUCAGAGGGUUUGAUGAUGGUCAUCAAAAGUUGGGUGUUGGUAACAGUAUAGAGAGAAGGGGACAGAGAGCAGAGUUGCAGGAGGGACUCCCAUUGCGGGUCGGAAAAGGGAAGGGAAGUCAUUCAGUUGACUCUCAGCCUUCUGAAUGGUUAAACCUGGUUAAGGAUCGGGGUGAAAGUGCCCAACUAACUACAUUCUCCUAUGCUAGGUUCGCUUGGGGUAAUGGAAAAUGCAGAUGGGUCAAUUCAUUUCUGUCCCCAACAUAGCUUGGAAUAUGGAGAAUUGGAGUAAAACCGUGGGCAUCUGGACUUUGUCUGGUUAAAUGAAUUUAUCUUCGCUGUCACACUAGGAAAGUCUGUUUCCUACUUGAAGAGACAUCCUCGGGUUCAUUCCAUUCCCUUUCCCUCUUUUGUUUAGAAUUCAAGGAGAUAAGUUACAUUUCUACAGUGCCUUAUGAAAUGAUUUUUCAUGGUCUUAGAGGAUAUUUAUUGCAGGGUCUCUGGGAAGACUAGCCAGCGGAAAUGCUCCCUUUCCUAAUCUUCCAGGAUCACAGGGGAUGUAUGUAGGUGCAGGGCUUAGGAAGGUGAAAACCAGGACUAGACUUGGGCUCUCGGAAAGUGAUGUCAUAUUGUGGGGACCUUGCAGGGCACGUGGCGGUGAAUGCUGCAGUGAAUGCUGUUGAAAAGACACAACAUUUUUAUUCAUUAGCUAAUUCAUUCACAAUUCAUUAAUUUGUCUCUAGACAACUUGUUUCCGUAAGUUGACUAUUGUGCACAGUGCGGCAAUCAACAUGGGCGUACAAAUAUCUCUUUGAUGUUCGGAUUGCAACUUGGGUAUUUGAAAAGCUGAUUAACUCCACUAAUCACUGGGAAUUGCUAACUGAAACCACAAUAUCGCCUCCCUACCAUUAGCAUGGAUAAUAUUUUUAAAAAACUUCCCAAGACUAUUCUCAAUAGAUAACUCGUGUUGGGAAUGAUUUGUAGAUAUUGGAAUCCUUUGACACCAUUGGUGGGAAUGGAAAUUGAUGCAGCCACUGUGGAACACAGUAGGGAAAUUCCUCAAAGACCUAAAAGUAGAACUGUCACAUAACCCAGCAAUCCAACUUCUGGAUGUGUAGUCAAGAAAUUGAAAUCAGGGAGCUAUUGCUACAAAUCCCUUUUUAAUUUGAUUCAAUUUUAUUUAAUUUAUCUACUUUCCCUCUCGCCUCCAUCUCUGCCCUUAAUCCCAAGGAACGAGGGGAAAGCCCUCUACGGUAACAAAGAAGAAAGUGGACAACGAGGUACACUGAUCAGUUGGCCAGUAGGUGAACACCGAUGGCCCCUGGGGUUUGAGGCUUUGCUCGGAGGCUGGACACACUUUAGGCCUGGGCCCAGCCAACUCUCUUUCGAGGUUCACUUACACAUCUUUAUUUCCUUUACCUAGCUCUUUCUUAGGCUUUUCCCAAUGCCAAAGCCAAACUCCUCUUUUGUGACUGAAUUUGCCUUUGAAGGCUUCUCCAGCUUUGGGUGGAGGCACAGGCUUGUCUUCUUCGUUGUUUUCCUAACCUUGUACCUGCUGACUUUGUCGGGCAACGUGAUUAUCGUGACCAUUAUUCGGCUGGACCGUCACCUCCACACGCCCAUGUACUUCUUCCUGAGCAUGCUCUCCAUCUCUGAGACCUGCUACACCGUGGCCAUCAUUCCCCGUAUGCUUUCUGGCCUCCUGAAUCCUCACCAGACCAUCGACAUCCACGGCUGUGCCACCCAGCUCUUCUUCUAUCUCACCUUUGGCAUCAACAAUUGCUUCCUCCUCACGGCCAUGGGGUAUGACCGCUACGUGGCCAUCUGCAACCCCCUGAGGUAUUCGGUCAUCAUGGGUAAGAGGGCCUGUGCCCAGUUGUCAUCUGGGUCACUGGGAAUUGGUCUGGGCAUGGCCAUUGUCCAGGUGACGUCUGUGUUUGGCCUGCCCUUCUGUGAUGGCUUUGUUAUUUCCCACUUUUUCUGUGACGUGAGACCCCUCCUGAAGCUGGCCUGUGCAGAUACCACUCUCAAUGAGAUGGUCAACUUGGCUGUCAGUGUCUGUGUCCUUGUCCUACCCAUGGGCCUGGUCUUCGUCUCCUACGUCCUCAUCAUCUCCACCAUUCUCAAGAUCGCUUCUGCAGAGGGUCGGCAGAAGGCCUUCGCCACCUGCGCCUCCCACCUCACAGUGGUCAUCGUCCACUAUAGCUGUGCCUCCGUCGUCUACCUCAAGCCCAAGUCCCAGAGUUCCCUGGGGCAGGACAGACUCAUCUCGGUGACCUACACCGUCAUCACGCCUCUGCUGAACCCCGUGGUGUACAGCCUGAGGAACAAGGAGGUCAAGGAUGCUUUGCGAAGAGCCGUGGGGAGAAAGCCCCUCUCUCCUUAAUCAGGACAGAUUGGGAAGGCUUUUUUUUUUUUUGUCUUUUUUUUUCUUUUUAGUGUAUCAUGUAUUAAUUUUUAUUCUAUUUCAUAAAUAUCCAUACCUAUGGGAUUAAAAAGAGUGAACUAAGUUGAACUGGGUGCUAAAAUUGAGGGCUUCCUCUUGGGGUGGUCUUGCUUUUCCACAUCCUGCUUGAUAGGAAUGAGAAAAUGACUUGGCAUACCUAUAGAAAACAGAGUAGGAGGAUUUGCAUACCCAUGUCACUCAUACCCAGGUGCGCCCAUGCAUGCUUGCACAUAGCAACACACAUCCUGAGAAUAGUUUCAGUUACUUACACAAUUCCAGUUAGUCCUGCAGGGUCCUAAAAAGCUGAUGAAUAAACGGUUUGCAAACCACCUCAAGAAAGAAUUCUUUGUUGUUUUUUGCGUGUUGUUAAGGGUGUCAGAGUAACCUGGGCAGUCAUCCUAAAAGGUAAAUGAGGAAACACACAUGCACAUACAUUGUUGAAGGCUUUCUUCUCUUUUUGCUGCUUGCUGACAUUCCAUCACAACCUAGGAAGUCUUCAAAGGCUGCAGACACAUCUGCCUUAUCUGGCCUAGGAAUAAGGAGUGACAAAACUAUACACUACAGAUGACAUAGAUGGCAGUUAUUCCUAGUCCUGAGGUGCCCGGAUGAGAAAGCUUGCAUUAAAAAAAAAAAAAAAAAAAAA
Messenger RNA from Ictidomys tridecemlineatus (thirteen-lined ground squirrel), 7038 nucleotides. Its product is annotated as olfactory receptor 10J3. NCBI's taxonomy places the organism in Eukaryota, Metazoa, Chordata, Mammalia, Rodentia, Sciuridae. Gene Ontology annotation, biological process: G protein-coupled receptor signaling pathway. Gene Ontology annotation, molecular function: G protein-coupled receptor activity; olfactory receptor activity. Gene Ontology annotation, cellular component: membrane. The record is from RefSeq and is a predicted model, not a curated record.